AAGAAGCAAAGUCACAUGAAAUGUCUUUGUAAUUGCUAAAGCUCAUAUGUAUAUUUAUUUCCAUCUUCAAACUUACUUGUUUGCAUGGUGAGUACAUUACCUGAAAUAAAGUGAAGGACUGUUAGACUCAGUGUCUGAAUGAAUUUCUAUAGGGUAAACCCCUAAAUGUCUUGCCCUAAUGUACUUCCAGAGUGACCCUAAGGAUGACUUGUGGAUCUUUGCCCUGGCCGUGCUUCUGAGCAGCAUGUUUGUCUACAACGGCCUGAGUACCAUCAACCAUCAGGCCCUGGAGCAGCUGCAUUAUGUGACAGAGCUGACAGAACUCAUCAGGGCAAAGUCCACCCUUACACCAGAUGGAAUAGAAGAUUCAGCAGAGUUUGUGAGUUUUUUCCCAGACUUUAUCUGGGCCGUGUGAGAUUUCUCCCUGGAGCUGGAGUUAAAUGGUCUUCCUAUCACAGAAGAUGAAUACCUGGAGAAUUCCUUGAAGCUGAUUCAAGGCAUGAAUCACAAAGCUCAAAUAUCUAAUCUCCCCAGAGAAUGCAUCCGGAAUUUCUUUCCAAGACGGAAGUGUUUUGUCUUUGACCAGCCAACAAAUGACAAAAAACUCCUAGACAAUAUUGAGAAGGUUGCAGCCAACCAACUGGAUCCUAACUUCAAGGAAGAAACAAAGAACUUCUGUUCUUACAUCUUCACCCAAGCGAGGACCAAGACACUCAGAGAGGGAAUCAUGAUCAAUGGGAAACGUCUAAGAACUCUGGUUGAGACUUAUGUCACUGCCAUCAAUAGUGGAGCAGUGCCUUGUUUGGAGGACACAAUGACAACUCUCGCUCAAAUUGAGAACUCUAGGGCCGUUCAGAAGGCAGCCGACCACUAUAGCAAGCAGAUGGCCCAGAGAGUGAGUUGCCCCACAGACACCCUGCAGGAGCUGCUGGACCUGCAUGCAGCCUGUGAGAGAGAAGCCAUUGCAAUCUUCAUGGAGAACUCCUUCAAGGAUGAAAACCAGGUGUUCCAGAAGAAUCUUGUGGAAAUCAUAAAGCAUAAGCAGGAUGAGUUCUUGUUGCAGAAUGAAGAUGCAUCUGUUAAAUACUGUCAGGAUACACUUAAGCAGCUUUCCAAGCCCCUAAUGGAAGGUAUUUCAGCAGGCAUGUUCUCUGUUCCUGGUGGUCACAAGCUCUACAUGGAAAGAAAGGAAAAGAUUGAACAGGACUACUUACUUGGGCAAGUGCCCAAGAAAGGAGUAAAGGCAAAUGAAGUUCUUUGUAGGUUCCUGCAGUGGCAGGCAGCAACAGAGAAUUCCAUCCUGCAGGGAGACAAAGUGCUCACAGAUGAGAUGAAAGCCAUGGCAGGUAAGAGGACCAAGAAAGAGGCAGCUGAGAAAGAACAGGAGCUGAUGAAACAGAAACUGCAGGAGCAGGAGCAGCAAAUGGAGGCAGAUAGGAGGAGUCGUCCUGAAAAUAUAUUGCAACUGAUGAAGAAGAUAGAGAAGAAUAUAGAGAAUAUAAUAAAAGAGAAGAAUAUGAUGUUGGGGCAUAAAUUGAAGGUUCAAGAAGAUUUGCUUAGAGAAGGAUUUAAAAAGAAAUAUGAAGAUAUGAAUGUAGAGAUCAAUCAUUUGAGAAAUAUAAUUGAUAGUAGUAAUAGUGACAAUAUUCCCUAUAUUACAAUAAUCAUGGAAGCACUUGCCAGUGAGAUUGAUUCAAUAUUUUGUAGAUCUGGUAAAUUUUUUGGUAAUGUUUUGAGAAGCUUUGACUCAUUAUUUAAAGAUAAAUAAUUCUUUGAAAUACAGUAUACAAUAUGCAUAUA
Pipistrellus kuhlii (Kuhl's pipistrelle) is the source of this 1800-nucleotide messenger RNA. Its product is annotated as guanylate-binding protein 6-like. Gene Ontology annotation, biological process: defense response to Gram-positive bacterium; defense response to protozoan. The transcript has 9 exons. Gene Ontology annotation, molecular function: GTPase activity; GTP binding. Lineage: Eukaryota; Metazoa; Chordata; Mammalia; Chiroptera; Vespertilionidae. The record is from RefSeq and is a predicted model, not a curated record.